Messenger RNA from Peronospora matthiolae, 462 nucleotides. The record is from the annotation of a GenBank genome assembly. NCBI's taxonomy places the organism in Eukaryota, Oomycota, Peronosporomycetes, Peronosporales, Peronosporaceae.
AUGUGGCAUGGGCCAUUCCGAGUUGCGGACGUAUGUGGAGAUCAUGCUGUAAAAUUGGAGAUCGCUGGAACCCCAUAUCGGUUAUUUCCGAUUGUACAUAUAUCGAAGCUAAAAAAGGUAAAGACGUUCCCUGAACGCCCGAAGGAUCAGCUUACGAUAGAGGAAUCAGAUCGCUUGGAUUUCGAUGAAGCUCUGCUGCCGGAAGACAGUUGGGAUGGCGAUCUUGAAGAAGGGGAAUACGAAGUGGAGGCAAUAUUGGACGUGCGAUCUGGUAGAAAAACCCGUUAUGGGCGAGUACACCGGCAGUUUCUGGUGAAGUGGAAGGGAUAUCCCGAUCUAAGUUGGGUGGACGAGGCCGAUCUACGUUGUGGGGCGAUCUUGCAAGAGUUUGAGCGGAACCGAGUGAGUCGAAACCGUUUCGACGUAAUGCAGUCUCAUGAAGGCAAGUCGGACGAACCUUAA